CAAGUAUCCAAUAUAUCUCGUCGCAGCCAGUCCCUCCAAACUCUCCUUCUCCCAACACCACAAUCGCCUCUGUCCCGUCGACUGCAUUAUCCUUCUAACUUUUUAAUCACACCAAUUCACAUUCAAUAUGUCCAGCUCUCUUGAACAGCUCAAGGCCUCUGGCACCGUUGUCGUUUCUGACACUGGUGACUUUGCUGCCAUUGGCAAGUACAAGCCUCAGGAUGCCACCACCAACCCUUCUCUCAUCCUGGCCGCCUCCAAGAAGCCCGAGUACGCCAAGCUGAUAGAUGCCGCCAUCGCCUACGGCAAGAAGGAGGGUGGCGACAUUGACAGCCAGGUCGACCACGCUCUCGAUCGCCUGCUGGUCGAGUUCGGCCGUGAGAUUCUCUCCAUCAUCCCCGGCAAGGUCUCCACCGAGGUCGACGCUCGAUUCUCCUUCGACACCAAGGAGUCUGUCAACAAGGCUCUGCACAUCAUCCAGCUCUACAAGGAGCAGGGUAUCCCCAAGGAGCGUAUCCUGAUCAAGAUUGCCUCCACCUGGGAGGGCAUCAAGGCCGCCGAGAUCCUCCAGCGUGACCACGGCAUCAACUGCAACCUGACCCUCAUGUUCUCCCAGACCCAGGCCAUCGCCGCCGCCGAGGCCGGUGCUUUCCUCAUCUCUCCCUUCGUCGGCCGCAUCCUUGACUGGUUCAAGGCCAGCACCAAGAAGGAGUACAAGAAGGAGGAGGACCCCGGUGUCGCCUCCGUCAAGAACAUCUACAACUACUACAAGAAGUUUGGCUACAAGACCAUUGUCAUGGGAGCUUCUUUCCGAAACACUGGCGAGAUCACUGAGCUCGCUGGCUGCGACUACCUGACCAUUUCCCCCAACCUGCUCGAGGAGCUCCUCAACUCCAACGAGGCCGUCCCCAAGAAGCUGGACGCUGCCGGCGCCUCUUCUCUGAACCUCGAGAAGAAGUCCUACAUCAACGACGAGGCCCUCUUCCGAUUCGACUUCAACGAGGACCAGAUGGCCGUCGAGAAGCUGCGCGAGGGUAUCAGCAAGUUUGCCGCCGAUGCCGUCACCCUCAAGGACAUCCUCAAGCAGAAGCUGUCUGCGUAAAUAAAGCCGCUAGGAGGCAAAAUUGGGUUUUUUUGGUUUGAUUUUUUGGGCUGUUGAUAAGAACGUAUGAAAAAGGUCUUUCAAAAUGUGAAUAUGGAGACCCACGAUUCCCUUUAUGUUUGUUAUCUAUGCCUUUUGAAAAAGCUCUUGUAGAAAUUUAGCAAAUGAAAAAAAAAAUUGGGAAAACUUGUUGAUGCUUGAUGAAACGCGUUACAAAUGGUAUAGCUUGUAUCGCACAUUGUUUAUUAUAUUGUACAAGAGCUAUAUACUAUCCGUCACUUUGAUAUUCCCUAAACACAACUCGAUGUGGUAUCUAAAUCUUGCCAUCAUU
Messenger RNA from Trichoderma atroviride IMI 206040, 1433 nucleotides. RefSeq lists its product as uncharacterized. Gene Ontology annotation, biological process: carbohydrate metabolic process; pentose-phosphate shunt; pentose-phosphate shunt, non-oxidative branch. Gene Ontology annotation, cellular component: intracellular anatomical structure; cytoplasm. The record is from RefSeq and is a predicted model, not a curated record. Lineage: Eukaryota; Fungi; Ascomycota; Sordariomycetes; Hypocreales; Hypocreaceae. Gene Ontology annotation, molecular function: transaldolase activity.